AUGGCUUGGUUAUCAUAUAAAUUUGUCGUAUUGGUCAUCGCAGCAUCGGUAUAUUGUGCUCCCGAGGGUUAUAACUACAAUAAGCCAAAUGUUCCAUUGCAGUUGCCUAUUCAAACUCAAGAUUCUCAACAGGCAGCUCCCCAGCAGGCUGGACAGAUCUUCCAAAAGACCGUGUCGUAUUCCAUUUCACACGAAGACUAUGAAUAUUUGAAACACCAGAAAGAUGAACAAGCUCAAAAUGGCGCGCUUAUCAACAACCCGAUACCGCACCAGCCGCUGAUCAAUCAAUUGGACACAGCAGUCGCAAAUACAAUACUCGAAGCUGACGCGAAUAAAGAAACGAUCGUACAAAACAGUGAUUCGUCUUUGUACAAUAUACAAAACAAUAUACAGUUAUUCAACUCGCAAAUUAGUCCGCCCGUAUAUCAUGAAAAUGUACCUCCCGUACUUCAAUUACAACCCCCGGCUAUAACUCCAAACAACUAUUAUGCUCAAGCACAAAUAAAUAAUGUUGCCCUGAAUUCCCAAAACGGUAUUCAACAAAUAGUUAAUAUUCAAAAUGGUGCUUCUAAUGAGCUCGAUGUGCACGGCAAUUCUUCGCCAGUAAACGUACAGAUUGCAUCAGGUCAGAAUUUCCAAAAUAAUGUGCAGCCGUUAAUACCGGUGCAAGGCUUCCAGCCAUUUACAAAUGUAAAUGGCCCGCAAUAUAAUCCACCAUCCAAUGAGGUCAGUGCGCCAGUCAUUACUAAACAUAUUUAUUUCCACGUGCCACCUCCGGAUGUUGAAGAAGUACAACGUAUACCCAGCCCUCCACCGCCAAAGAAAACUUAUAAGAUUCUAUUUAUAAAACUCCCUGCUCAAGCCUCCGCUUCUAAUGCUAAUCAACUACAAUCAAGUCUCAGGGCAGCCGCGCCUAUAGAAGAGAAAACUCUUAUAUAUGUCUUAGUUAAAAAGCCCGAAGAGCAACAAGUGAUUGUUACCAAUCCACCAAAACUAUCAGAACACGAAGUGUUGUUUGUUAAUUAUAGAGAUAAUCCAAUAACAGAGACGGAGGAGAUAGAAAGAGUUGUGGAAAUACCUCAAAGGAACAGUCGAGUAAAUUCACAAACACUGCAGCCCGGGUCUGAUCUGAAGCAGAUAAAACCAACUUCCGGCGCUUUGAGGGCCUACCCCUGA
Molecule: messenger RNA, 1176 nt
Organism: Zerene cesonia (dogface butterfly)
Lineage: Eukaryota; Metazoa; Arthropoda; Insecta; Lepidoptera; Pieridae
Exons: 3
Coding region: 1-1176 (391 amino acids)
Source: RefSeq, a predicted model, not a curated record